UGGCGGAGAAGUUGAGCAUCCUUGCUUUAACGUCUAAACCAUUCUAGUUUUACAAAACUUACUCAGUACUGCGUUAUUUUAUACUUUCCCCCUGCAAUACUGUGCAACCUUCAAGAUGUUUGCCAAGUUUAUGAACAAGAAGGAUUUCCACCCAGGCUCUAAGGCUAACAUCAAAAGGGUAAUUUUGAGACCUGCUCAGUAAACUUAAACAUGCGCAUUAUUCUUUCUUUUCCCUUAAACGCACAAUCUUUUUCAUCUUAAGCACACAAACACGUUUCAUAGUGCCCCUACUACCGCCAGGAUCAUUAAGACAUGAGUAACCAAUCACGGAAGUUGUUGGAAACGAACAAUGAUUCGAACUUAUGAUCAAUUAAACUGUUCCAAACAGUGUUAAAUUUAGUAACAAGGCAAGCAAAGAUGACGAAGGGUGAAGGUGGUAUUCAUUGCUCGUUUUCUGUAUUCAGAUUGGUCAAUUUCUUGUAAGUGACUUCAACAAUGAUAGUUGCUUUUUGUCAAAAUUAUUUCUGAUUUUUUUUUCUUAAUUGCACACUGUUAGAAAUAUAUAUUAGACUUGACUUGGGAUCCUUUCAUAAUUAUCUAAUUGUUCAGAAAUUUCACUUAUUGCAAUUGCUUUGGGUAGUUUGUAAUAGUUAUGGAUGGCAGAACAAAAAUUGCUCGCUCCUGAGCAGAAAGAAAAAGAACUAGCUAUAGAGCUCCAGUAUAAAAAGGAACACAUCGCAACUGAUUUGGGUACCUUUGUAAUAGGUAUGGAUGGCAGAGCAAAAACUGCUUGCUUCCCAGCAGAAAGAAAAAGAACUAGAGCUCCAAUAUAAUAAGGAACAAGAAAGAUUCAAGAACAGGUACAAAGUUUAAUUAGAAAAUAUAAAUUACUAGAUACCUAUCAGAAAUUUUGUUGAAUGUUUUAAAUCUGGCAUAAAUAACAAUGUGUUGCUGUAGCUAAAGAAAACAUGGAAAGUCUGAUGAUUACUGCUACUGUAGUUGUGGCAAUGUUAGUCACUGUUUCCUACCACCGUCCUUCCUCGGACUACGCUCACCCAGUCAAUCAGACCACACAAUUACUAGUGAGUGUUUCUUCUGGGUUCUAAUAAUUUAUAGCAAAAUCUUCUUAGAAAGCAAUCCACUUUACUUGCAUCUUUAAAGGGUCACUAAUCUAUUGAAAUACCUUUUGAUUUGUCUGUGGUUUCACAAUCAUAUACAAGAUUGUUGCUAAUCACCAGCUGCUGGCAAAAAUUUGCAGGAUGAAAAAGCAGCAAUCACAAGCUGGAUUUUGUGCUGGUGAUUCCUUGGUAAUGCAAAAUGAACAGAUUUGAUGUUAUGCACUUAAAAUCAUUUGAUAUCUUUGAGCCACCUCACUUCAAAUUUCAGCCAGCAGUGUGAAAUCUUAGCUACAACCCUGAAUAUGAGCAGAUGAAAUUUAACACCCCACUGUCUAAAUUGAUAACUUCUCUCUUUCACCAGGCAAGCCAUCAGUAAUGAUGAAAGAAUCAAGUCUGGCUUAGAUUUCUUAUAUGAUGCUCCUCCUGGUUUCAACAAAGGUUACUGUUUUGAUUGUAGAGUGAAGUCGAGAUUUAGCAUUCUUAAGAAAAGAGACUGAAGUUUAAAACUAGCUUCUUGUACUAUGUGAGUGUGGGACAUUCUACAAUAUUGUGCAUUUAAUCAAAAUAAAAUAAAAAAAAGAAUUAUACACAUAAAGGAAUGCUUUAGAACACCACAAAUAAAAUUAGAAAAAAUUAAUAGGGUUCUAGUGUUUGAAUAUCUUUGGCAAAUUAUUUGUUUUUAAAUCAGUUUGAAUUUUGUUCCCAUUUAUGUUGUAAUCAUUGUCAUAUUUUAAAUCAAAACAAUAUUUGAACCACAACUUGUUUAUUUGAACAAAUGCACUCAUGGAUGCCUCUCUUUUUAUUUGUUUGUUUCUUUUUGCACAUGAAUCAAAUGCUGCUGCUGUGAUCACUCAUUUUAGAUCAGAAGGUAAGCUUGAGUGUUGCACAUUAGGUAAUGAACAUGACAGGUGUACAUGUUAAAUACUGCAACAUGUUCAUGUAAAGUAAACUUCUUAACAAGAAAAGAAUUUGAUACAUGUAGUCAAUAAAUUUAAACCCUGUUAUAUUGUACAGUAAUGGUACCAGAGAUCUUUACCAGUACUGAAAUCUGCAGUCAGGAAUCUCACUAUUGGAGAAAGAAUUUUGGGAAUGGCAUUUACACUUUUAAAAUGCAUUGUUAUCCUACUAUAAUUAAACAGAUCACACAGCUAAUUGUUUUCUUAGAGGUAUUAAGUGAUUUUUUUGUCUUUUUUUAAAGGUACCAGAAGAGGAAGAGGGAGCGGUGAAAUUUGAAUGGCAGCGUGGAGCCCCAAGAGAGGCGUAUGUACCCUAAUGACCUAAAGAUAGAAGAAGACAUACAGCUCUAAAGUUGCUAAAUUUCUUCACUGCAAAACCUUUUUCCUUUUUUUUUUUUAUUACAGGUAUGCCAAGAGUUUGGGCAUUGAAGCUCGGGAUCAGCCCUUUGGGAUCGCUGUAAGCCUGUCAUGAUCUUGAUCCUUUCUUGUUCUCUCAUAUAUGUGCUGUUUUGGUACAAAUUUCAUCCUCUUGUCACAAGUGUGGGAAAAUGAGAAAAUUCCAUGAAGAAUCAACCCUCAGACCUUUAGAUUCCACUCUCCCAUGCUCUACCACUGAGCCACAGAGACCCUAUGGUGAGCAAGGCACACGUCCAGCAUAACGCUAGGAUCAGCUAUGUCAACCCAUGAGGACUCAGAUUAUUUUCUUUGUCCCAUGCUCGUGACAAGACAAGAUGAAAAAAAACAUCUUUCUCUAUUUCUUUACCAAGCUCAAAAUUUACCAUUUUUCUUAUUCUUAACAAAUUUUAUCCUUUAGUUCUAAUUCUGUAAAGUACACACGUAUCUAUGGCUCACGUUUAUUCCUUAAUCUGGUGUAGGUUCGCAAUGUCAAGUGCAUUAAAUGUGGGAAGUGGGGUCACAUCAACACAGACAGAGAGGUAGGUUAGUGGGGCAUCAUACUCUAACGUUCGUUAUUUUCUUCUAUCUUAUCUCCUUUGAUCUGAUCUCAGCAUAUGUGUUACUUGAAUGUAUAAUUAUUUAUGAAGGGGAUAUCUGUUUGUAGUUAGAAAGAAAAUGACUCCUAGGACUUUGCUCGUGUGACUGUGAUGUUUGAUUGGGGUGUCUGUGAGGUGCGACAUGUGCCAAGCGCGGAUCUGGAGUGUGCUCUUCACGUGCUUAAGUCACAAUUUAUGCUUAACAUAAUAGUUUAUCUCCCUUCCAUAUUUCAUAAAUUUGUUUGUAUAUAAAUUAUGAGAAUUUGUGGAUACGUGUUAAUGAAGAUAACACCUUUUAGUUGAUGAGGGUUGAUUGUUAUCAUUUGUUUGCAAGGAAAUUUAUCGAUACUACAAGGCGAGGUUGCAUGGUUAUCCCUUCAGGAGAUUGAUUAGGAGAAAUCUCUUAUUAUUAUUUUUAUACCCAGUCACAAUGCGAUGGGUGUAAUUUUAAAAUCGUGCCUUGUUUUGCUUUUUCUAGUGCCCGCUGUUCAACAAAAGUAAAAAUGCCAAUGUUGAUCCAAGUCUUAUCACAGGUUUGAAGAUUUCUGUAUUCACUUAACGCGUUGCCGUGUAGUACAAACGUUCCCUACAUUAGAGGAAAAAACCCUUCACACAUACCAUCGAUAGUCUUUUACGCUGCGCCCGUUGCCACACAAUACGUCACAUCAUGCUGCCCUUUGAACACAAUGAGGUCGUGUACAACAGCGUCAGCCGGCUCAAAAACGGACAGCGUUCAAAAUUCAUGCCCCAGUUCUUCAAACUGAGCAUUGCUAAGUAUCGCUGUCAUGUGUAUUUCAAUGGCGGCUUAGUACCUGACGCCUAUUUACACCUCGUCAGAAAAAAGGGCAGCUAAUUAGUAAGCAAUUACAAAAAGACCUCUCGUUGCAGCGAUUAGAUCGCCCCUGAUGAAAGCACUAGACAGGAGUGUCGAAACGUUAAGUCUAUGAAUUGUGACUUCUCGGUUACAUUCAUUAAAUCUUUAAACCAGAGUAGCAUCAAACCAUGUCUGAUUGUCCACCUGGUUGCCUUGUGAACUUUAAUAUAUCUAAAGAGCGGGCACAGUUUCUCGUUUACGUCAAUGCCCGAACGCAAAGAAGAAAAAAAUCAUUAUCGUUGUCUGGCAUCAGGAUUGAGUCAGGCCUUGUGUUACGUCGCUUUUCUGCAAAAUUAAUGUGAAAGCGUAUCACUAUGUUGUUUGACGAAUAGAUAAACAUAGUCUAGUUCAUGAAAAGCAUAGAGGGACAUUUUUCUUCGGAAUCAGACAACUUUCUAACCUUUUUGUUGGAUACCUUUUCUUACAGACAUUGCAGACCCCAUGAGGCUUUUAAAGGACAUGCAAUCUGAAGGCCUAACAUUGAAACAAAAUGUGUUAGGACGUGUCUUUGAUCCAAGUGACCCAAAUCAGGUGAGGAAUACUUUCCAAUCUAAGAACCAUUUCGUUUUUGUUUGCAGAGUGCCUGAAAUCUUAAUAACUGAUAACUGAAAGCAGAACAAAGAUGAUAUCGUUUUGAUAGGUUCCCUAACAGCAAACUAUCGUUUUUUGACUUUCAUUAUCCUUUCAGACACUUAAACUUUUCUUGUUUACCGCCAUUUUGGCGGGUGGUCGCGGGCUGGCACUUGUCGCGCGAAGAAUACCGCUUACAAUUGACAGACCGAAUUCGUUCUUGGCAACAGCGGUUGUAGUUAAGAGUGAUCCCUUUAAUGAGAUAUUUUGUCUGUUUUUGCAGCAAAUUGUGGCAUCUGAUGACGAGGGUGAAGACGACGCAGAAGCCGCUUUCUUAGCUUCUCUAACGGAGAAACAAAAGAAGAAAUUACUGAGGUUUGACUUCAUUUGUAGAAUUCUCUUAUUUCGCCUUUUCUUUCUACGAAGCUUAAUGGGAGGGGCAUGCACAAUCUUGAACAUCUCGACAGAAAAAAACAAAAAGAAAAACAGAACAGAACAGAACAGAACAGAACAGAACAGAACAGAACAGAACAGAACAGAACAGAACAGAACAGAACAGAACAGAACAGAACAGAACAGAACAGAACAGAACAGAACAGAACAGAACAGAACAGAACAGAACAGAACAGAACAGAACAGAACAGAACAGAACAGAACAGAACAGAACAGAACAGAACAGAACAGAACAGAACAGAACAGAACAGAACAGAACAGAACAGAACAGAACAGAACAGAACAGAACAGAACAGAACAGAACAGAACAGAACAGAACAGAACAGAACAGAACAGAACAGAACAGAACAGAACAGACAGAAACAGAACAGAACAGAACAGAACAGAACAGAACAGAACAGAACAGAACAGAACAGAACAGAACAGAAACAGAACAGAACAGAACAGAACAGAACAGAACAGAACAGAACAGAACAGAACAGAACAGAACAGAACAGAACAGAACAGAACAGAACAGAACAGAACAGAACAGAACAGAACAGAACAGAACAGAACAGAACAGAACAGAACAGAACAGAACAGAACAGAACAGAACAGAACAGAACAGAACAGAACAGAACAGAACAGAACAGAACAGAACAGAACAGAACAGAACAGAACAGAACAGAACAGAACAGAACAGAACAGAACAGAACAGAACAGAACAGAACAGAACAGAACAGAACAGAACGAAAACCAAGAGAUUUUGCCAAUGUUUAUCGCGCCUCGUAUUCUAGAAUGGAAUUCGUUCUACUUCUCACGCUUGUCAAAUGUAAUUUGAGGUGAAAGACGAAAUCUCAGCUUUCCUUACUCUAAUAUUGCUAAAAAAUUUAUGUGAUUCUGUUUUCGUACAGAAAAUUGGAUAGACUUGAACGGGAGGAAAUGGAGGCACAAAGUGGCCAUAAAAAACGUAAAAAGAAGAAGAAGAGGAAGAGGAAACGAAAUUCUUCAUCUGACAGCGAGGAAGAGUUAAGUAAGCAGAGCAAAAUGGGAUAUCAUUCCGAAAGUGAUUCCUCUGACGCCGUAGAAAGAAAAGCGGGUAAGAAAUCAAAGAAUGAUGAAAAAAGGAGAAAGACGAGAGAAUCAGCAGAAAGGGAUUUAGGCGAAAAGGACAGAAAGAGGAAAAAUUCAGACACAGAUAAACAUCACGGGGAUAAACACAGGCGGUCCAGAGAUGCAGAAAAAGACAUCCACGAUCGCAGAGAUUCAAACAGACGCUUAGACGAUAUUAAGGCACACAGACACUCCAAGGAAAGUGUAGCAGAUGAGCAGAGACAUCAUGAUAGUCACAGACAUUCGAGAGAUCAUAAAACGGACAGGCGUCAUAGUGAGACAAGGAGACAUUCGAGAGACAACACGACAGCUAGGCAUUCUAGGGAUGAAAGAAAUUAGACAAGCCUUCAAUUAAAAUAGGCCUCUUAUAAAGGGAAAGAUAGCGCACAGAAGGGACACCAGUGUUUUCUCGGGUGAAUCCAGGCGCGAAUCGGAACGAAUUUAGAGUUUAUUUGUACUGUCACACUAACGCAAUUGAAAAACAGUAUUCAUCAGGAAAUUUUGUUGUGUCAUGUACAAGAGCAAAUGUUUCUCACACACAAGUUGUCACAGAACUCCACGUAUCGACCAGACUGGAAUAUUCUUCGAAAUCGUAUGGUACCAACUGUGUUUUCAUCUGAUGAAGCGGGGCGUUUUAAAAUUAAAGUGAGUAGUUUAUUGUUUAAUAUACCAAAUAUCUCCUUCCUGAUUAGCUAAUAACGAAUAGACUGCAUAACCGAAUUUAUUACGUACACUUGAAAUUUAAGUUCAAAUUUUAACAAUCAGUUAUUCAAUAACCGACUGAUAUGCAAUUCAUCUGUCACAGACGUUGUGAAUAACUGGUUCGAAUAAAUCGUGCGAGUAUUUUUCCAAACCAUUAUAAAUUUUUGUAAUUAAGUCUUAAUGAGUCACUUUUUGAGAACGUUCAUGAUAAAUCACGGAAAGCAUGAGAAGUUCACGCGUAUGCAUAGACCCACCCGGUAAUAUCGGCCAUUAUUGAAAGGGAAUAAGUUUAUUUCUAUUUCGUGAAGAGAAAAUAUUGCCUAGGAAGAGAUUUCGAGCAGCAGCGGAACACUUUCUUCUACAUGCAAGGCAUGAGUUUCAAUGUUUUUUUUCAGUUAUCUAAGCGGCUGAGCUCGGAGAGGCGAAACCCAAACGCGAGAGCGCUCGCAGGCUCAACACACUUUAAGGGGUUCCGUAGGCAACGGUAGACUGCUGAUCACUAGCUUUUAUUGAAACUGCUGAGAGUUUUAAUUGCUAAACAUUACAUAUCGGAAAUCAGGUUACUUUGCAAUUUUUUUCAUCAAUGGGUAGACACCUGAAAGAGCGGACUGCAAAUGGAAAGGAAAUUUUGAAGCAGGCCAAGCACGAAGCUAUGAGUCGAUCUAGAGGGUCAUCGUAGCAAAGAUUCAUUAGUAUUGCUCUUACGAGCGGCAAACCGUGCGAGAUUUAAGCUGCCGAGCGUGCGAAAGUCCCGUGUAAUGCAGAAAAAGACCGUUUGGUAUAGCCGGGUUCAUUUUCAAAGCUUUACGUAAUUUUCAUGUAGCAUUCGGUUAUUAAUUCAAGCCUCUCAAGCCUUUCUCUCAACGUUCCACCAAGUUAUGUUAUUUAAAUUUCGAUAAACUGCGGAAAAUUCUAUCUACAAAUUUUGUAUUUCUCCUAACAAGCGUCAUACCCGUUUCAUUACACUGAGAAAUCAAAACACCCCUUUUUUUUCGUGGCGAUAUAUUUUGUAGUAACGUCGGAGAAAUUUGAUUUUGAUAUGUUCAAUUUUUUGUCUUAAUUUAUUACCAUUUACCAGUGUUUGAAACCGCCAUGAACUAAGUUUUUUAACCCACAAAAUCUUGAUAUGCAAACAUUUGUCCUUUUAAUCUAAUUAGUAAAAAAGGAAUAAUUCAUUCGUUCAAGCCAGCUGUCGAUGAAAGGAUCAUUUUGUUCGAUUGCCCGCAGUUGGAGAACUCGCCAAUGAAAAGAGUGCUUUUACCAUAUGGGGAAUUGAUUGAUACUUAACUAAGAAAGAAAAAAACGAAGCUCUUUUUAUGGGAAUCAAAUAUUGAUGCUGCCACACCCUUUGAGAAAUCAAACAGAGUUGAACACUUGUUGUCUCACACUAGAGCUGUUCAGCAAUUUUUUACCAUGAGGGAAAUCGUGCAUUUACAGGCCGGCCAAUGUGGAAAUCAAAUUGGUGCAAAG
Pocillopora meandrina is the source of this 8227-nucleotide messenger RNA. Lineage: Eukaryota; Metazoa; Cnidaria; Anthozoa; Scleractinia; Pocilloporidae. The record is from the annotation of a GenBank genome assembly.